GUCUGGCACCAGGUCUGGCACGUCGGUCUGGCAUCAGGUCUGGCAUUGGCGGCAUGCACAUGCGCACACACAUGUCCACAUGCAUGCCUUUUCGGCUUUCUCACUGGGCUAACAAGUCCCCUUCGCCCUGUAAAUAGACAUAUAGAACAAUGUCGAUAUGACUCUCAUUAGCUUCUUCGGCAACGGCUUCACCGCCUACGGGCCGGCGCUAGCCGUGUUCUUCCUGUACAUUGCGAAGAACGCCCAGCUGGUGCUGUUGCUCAUGACCAGCGCAUUCUUCUGGCUGGUAUCCAUCCUGAUCUCCUCGGUGUUUUGGUACCUCAUCAAGGCCAUGCAGGAUGUGCCGGCGGCGACGAUAUUCGUCUCGGUGACCUGGCAGGAGAUAUGGCGAUACCUGUUUUUCAUCAUGAUGAGCAAGGCAGAGCCCGGGCUGAACAGCACGUCGAGGACACCGGACUCGAGAUUUAAUCGGACCAGGCAUGCUUUUGCCACGGGGUUGGGGUUUGGACUAAUGAGCGGCUUGACGUUGUAUCUAACUCAGCUGGCCGAGUCGAGCGGGCCGGCCAUCCUGCCGUGCAGCUCUUGUCCGGGGGCGGAUGUGUUCUUCAUUGGUGCGGUGACGACCAACCUGUUCAUAUUCCUACAUACGGCAUGGAACAUGAUCGCCUUCGAAGGAUGGUAUAAACAACGAUGGCUACCAUUCGCGUUUGUUUUGUUCUCGCAUUAUGCCGCGUCUUAUGGGACGCUACUGAUUCCUUCAGAUGUACACAACGGCUGCCUUAUAUCCAUCGCCUUGUGUAUAGUGUUACUCGUCAUUGCUACGAGUUUGGUGGUACGCACCAUCAAUUGGUGAUGGCGGGGUAGAGGUGCAGAUCCGAGGGCCUUGAUACGGUUAUGACGCUGGACAUUGCAAUGAAAGCAUGUGGACUUUGAUUGGCAGCAUGUUCGGGCGAUGCAUUCGCUCACGGACUAUGAAGUACCGCAUCACAGCCGACAGUGAUAGAGCGGAAGGCAACAAAUACAUAUGUUUCAAAAUGCGGAAUAAGGAUACAAG
Messenger RNA from Fimicolochytrium jonesii, 1054 nucleotides. RefSeq names its product gamma-secretase subunit Aph-1. Gene Ontology annotation, molecular function: protein-macromolecule adaptor activity. The record is from RefSeq and is a predicted model, not a curated record. Bases 158 to 853 code for a protein of 231 amino acids. The transcript has 6 exons. Gene Ontology annotation, biological process: positive regulation of catalytic activity; protein processing. Gene Ontology annotation, cellular component: endoplasmic reticulum; gamma-secretase complex; membrane. NCBI's taxonomy places the organism in Eukaryota, Fungi, Chytridiomycota, Chytridiomycetes, Spizellomycetales, Powellomycetaceae.